GGGAGAUCCAGCUGGUAGAAUUGAAGCUCUUUCCGCAUUUGGGGUGAGGAUGAGGAAGAUCCGGGUUAAGCCUCCACCAUGUUUGGCUCUUCCCGAGGCGGCGUGAGAGGAGGGCAGGACCAGUUCAAAUGGGAAGACGUGAAGACAGACAAACAACGUGAAAACUAUCUUGGGAACUCCCUGAUGGCCCCCGUGGGCCGCUGGCAGAAGGGCAAGGACCUCACCUGGUAUGCCAAGGAGAAGAAAGGCGGUGCGUCUCUGUCCCGCCAAGAGGAGCUCAGCGCCAUCCGGCAGGCAGAAGAAGAAGCUAUGAUGGCGGCUCUAGGUUACAAGAACGUGAAAAAGCAGCCGACGGGACUGAGUAAAGAGGAGCUCGCCGAAGUCUGCAAACGCAAUGAAGGAGAUGCUGAUGAGAAGAAUGUGGAUCGCCUGAUGGGGCUGGGCAGCUCACGGAAUGCUGGUGGAAGAAUGGUGUUUUCCAAGGAAGAUAAAGAAGCUGCCAAGCUGGGGCUCUCCGUGUUUACGCAUCAACCAGUGGCCAAGACUGCCAAGCCCUCAACUCCUCCGAGGAAGCUGGAUGAGGAAGGCAAGGAGGCGCUGGAGAGCAAGGCCGCCAAGAAGUCGAAGAAAGAGAAGGUCAAGAAGAAGAAGAAGGAGGAGAAAAAGAAACAGAAGAAAGAAAAGAAAGAGAAGGAGAAAGAAAAAGAGAAAGACCAGAAGAAGAGAAAGUCUUCGUCAUCAAAUAACCCUAAUUCGGAUAACGAGAAAAGGUCAAAAAGGGAUGACCACCGACACCGAAGUCAUAGAAAGUGCCCGGCUUCCGGAAAAGACAGAACUUCAGACUCCCGGAAAAGGACACAGGAUGAGUCCACACAUUACUUCCCAGCCAAGAAGAGGCAUGACACGGAUUCAGACAAUUGACCCAUCCUUGUAAAACAAACCCAGAUUUACCCAUCAUGUCGAUGCUUUGACCGUCAAGCGGAAACGAAUUCUGGUUUGGUUCAAAAUUCCGCAUCCUUUUUCUUGACGGGACAUUGUUCUCCCCCCACAUCCAUUGGCACCGCUGCUCAAAAAUUAUUAUUAUUAUUAUUAUUUUUCUCAAAAGAAUCCUGUUCUUUAACGGACAUAAAAAAAUAGCCAUACUAACCUGGUCAGAGCAAGACGGUAAAACUAUCGCCAAAUGCCAGGUGCAAAAUAAGGAAUGAUGAGAAGUUUUUGUUUUUCCUCCCAACAUUGGUUAAAAAGAACUCUUUGAUGGCUUGCAUAGAAUUUUUUUUUUUAAAGCAAUAGAAUUUGGGGGAUCCCAGGUAACGGGAGUUACUUCCAAGUUGCGAAAAAUCCGAUUCUGAAUUUCAUCAGGCCAAACCAAGGAAUGGAAACAGUUUAUGGGAUUUUGGGGGGGUUUUGCGCGUGCGUGUGUGUGUGUGUGUGGUUGUGACUGUCAGCCGAUUUCAGAAGCAACCUCAAAUCUUGUAAUUAAAGAACAGAUUGAUUACAGG
Molecule: messenger RNA, 1499 nt
Organism: Thamnophis elegans (Western terrestrial garter snake)
Lineage: Eukaryota; Metazoa; Chordata; Lepidosauria; Squamata; Natricidae
Gene: CZH1orf35
Product: chromosome Z C1orf35 homolog
Exons: 9
Coding region: 79-921 (280 amino acids)
Source: RefSeq, a predicted model, not a curated record